Molecule: messenger RNA, 597 nt
Organism: Cylindrotheca closterium
Lineage: Eukaryota; Bacillariophyta; Bacillariophyceae; Bacillariales; Bacillariaceae
Source: the annotation of a GenBank genome assembly
AUGAUCAUUCCACAAACAAUUGAAGCCAAUGGCCCACCUGCUGUCAUCAGCUCUGUCUCCCUCGUCGGAUUGGAAAGUGUAGCAAGUAUCUCUUCGAUAAAUUUCUCUAACGACCGUCCACAACGGUUUGGAAAUAGUUCGCCUUCCACCGAACGGCCCAUUGUCAAGCCAGCGAGAAAGAGAUCCACAGACGCUCUUAGUCUAUUGGAUGCCUACGUCAAUGAAGGUAUGCAGAAUGCAACCUUCGAAGAUGACCGAAGAAGCGAAUUGAAGGCACCCAAGUCUGCGAGACUUGAGAGAGUCGUGAGCUCAGAUGGUUCUUCCCUCUGCUCUUCUACCUCUUACCGAUCUUCGCAAUCUUCCCCACAAGACCAGUUGACGGAUCAUUCCUCACAACAGGACAUCUUGAUGGAGCGAUAUCUCAUGCUGGUGAAAGAUGCCAAGCUCAAAUCCAAAACCAACGCACCUCAGAUGCCACAACGAAAGGCCUCUAUUGUGCGAAGAGUCUCCUCCGUUAUGCCGCUCUCAAUGCCUGUACGAAAAUCCUCAAUGGCAAACUUCACUGCUUCGACGUCUCGACGACGAUCUGUAUAUUGA